AUGAAGCUUCUUCAGAUUUUAUCAGUAGACGUAGUUUCCGGAUUCUUUUUCGGUCAACAGAGAGCAUCGAAUAGUGGAGAUUUGUCAACAGAAUGCUGGAUCUGCCACGAGAAGAGCUUUGAUGAAUGCUGGCUUUCCGGCGAACUGAAAUCCUGUCCAACAGGUGCAUGCACAAUGGACGUUCAAUUUCUUGCGAAAGAAGUCCAAGUGGUUCAAGCAGGAUGCUCUUCGCUGAACACUUGUGUUGCGAACGUGAAGCAGAACUUUGCAUCUUUCCGGGGCGAGAUCGUCUCGCUGGACAAUCCAAACCUGCAUCAAUGCAAGAUCUUUUCUCCAAGUCGAGCAACUCUUAACUCCGUCUGCCGAACCUGCUGCACUGACUCUAAAUGUAAUCAUGGGUGGGUGCCUACAGACUUCGAAGAAUGGCGCAACAUCGACACCAAGAAUUUUGUCGACCCUUUUUCGUCUCCUUUCUCAAUUGACUUUUCUAUUUUUCACAAAGAAAAUGAGUCGCCCGUCAAAAGGACCCAAGUUAAAGUUCCGGAAAGGAAACCGAAAUCUCCUAAGACGCACUUUGGAAGGACUAGUACGAUAGUAGAAGGACCAAAAAUGCAGCUCAGAAACCGAUCAAAGACAACACCACAGAAAUCACAGGACAUGCGAUUUUCAUUGAAUGUCGAUCAAAAUGGCCGAGUCAGAGAAAACUACAGGGGAAUUGAAACAAUAAAGAAGCCAGCUCUCAUUCGUCGUGCUCAAAUGAAAACGAUUACAACUACAAAAUUACCGAAAACCAUGCCGUCGAAGAAAAAAACAGCUGCUAAAGUACCAAUCAAAAAAACCCUACCUAGACUUUCCGCUGUGUCAUCAACUUCCUCGACCCCUACAACUAAAAGACCUGGCCCGUGGUCUCAUCUUCCUCAGUGGAAGAUAAAUCAACUCCGAAGACUUCGUCAGAAGAGACUUGAAGCUAAACGACUAGAAGAAGAAGGCAAAAGUGCUUGA
Messenger RNA from Oikopleura dioica, 1002 nucleotides. Lineage: Eukaryota; Metazoa; Chordata; Appendicularia; Copelata; Oikopleuridae. The record is from the annotation of a GenBank genome assembly.